Messenger RNA from Paramecium pentaurelia, 651 nucleotides. NCBI's taxonomy places the organism in Eukaryota, Ciliophora, Oligohymenophorea, Peniculida, Parameciidae. The record is from the annotation of a GenBank genome assembly.
AUGAUUUUCAAUUUUAGGUUCUGUAUUUUCUUAGCAAAGAAAAUAAAGUUAAGUUUCAGUAAAAGAAUUAUUUAAGUAAGACUUUUACAUUCCAGCUUUAAUUUUAAGUAUUGUUUCAGGGAAUAAUUCUUAUAAACUAUGCUAUAUUUUAAUUCAAUAAUAAAAUUAAAUGAAACUAAAAAUUCUUGUAUCCUUUUCAAUCUUAUCGAAAGCUAAGGCAAGGUUUAUAAUAGAAAAAAGUACUUUGUAAAUUAAUAUUAAAACCUUUAGAUUUAAAAAGAGAUAAGUUACUAGCAUAGGUCGAAGUUAUGUAUGCUUCUACAGAGAGUAUAUUAGAAAUAUAUGAAGCAAAAAGAUUAUUUUUUAUGGGAUCUGAAAUUAUUGAUUUUAUUAGAUGACCAAUAAUAAGUCUAAUUUGUUAAUGAAAACUCAAUUUUUAUUUAGACGAAAUAUAUCCCCAUCAUGUUGUUUAUAGUAUUGACAAUUCAAACCAUAAAAUUGGAAACAAUAUCAUCAGGUUUCAACUCUGAAAAUACAAAAGAAGUUUAUAUAGAUAUAUCUUAAUGUAUGUAACACUUUAAAGUCAUAGAAUAGAUAGAAUUAUAAAGAAAUUUAGAGAGAAACAAAAUAGAUAUUGUUAUUAAAAUAUGA